This is a messenger RNA of Ictalurus punctatus (channel catfish), 11040 nucleotides long. RefSeq names its product KIAA1549-like b. Bases 43 to 9285 code for a protein of 3080 amino acids. Lineage: Eukaryota; Metazoa; Chordata; Actinopteri; Siluriformes; Ictaluridae. The transcript has 20 exons. The record is from RefSeq and is a predicted model, not a curated record.
CAACCAUCAUCUCGUACUGAACCUCCAGUUGCCACUGAUAUUAUGUCAUCAUCAUUAGCAACACCACCUUUUUCAAUGUCACCUUCGCCAACACUACCAUCAUCGCUAUCGUCAACAGUGUCGCCAGUGUUAAAAUCCUUAUUAUUACCGUCAUUAUCAUCUUCAGAUUCAGCCUCAUUAUGGUCACCAUCGAAAGAAACAAAACCCGCAUAUAACCACCCUUACACAUCUAGUUCUGUUCCAAUAUCAACUAGUCCAGCCAUUGGUUCUUACACACUAUACUCAGAUCAACCACUUUCACUUAAGAAAAGCUCAAACACCCCAGUAGAGUAUGAUACGUACAUGCAAUUUAACAAGCCAUUAACGAGGAGCCCAGUGUCAAAGGCAUCCUCCAAGCUAGAGCCUAAUCCAUCAUUAUCCCCGGUUACAUACCUCUCAGGACAACCAUCACAAGAACCGACUUCGUUAUCUCAUAAGCCAAGUGGAUUUUUUGUCUGGAGAACCACUAGAACAAUUUAUGAUCAUGGAAAGCUGUAUAGUUCUUUUCCACUGGAUACAUCAAGUGAGAGUCAAAUGCAGUUAUAUGACUCUAAAAACAGCAUGUUUACAAAGAUUUAUGAAGAUUCGGCAAGCCAGUCUGCGGCAGCUCUUGAGCAGUUUAUCCACACCAAGGCAGAUUCAAGUGCGGCAUUAUCUUUAAAUGAAAGGGAAAUCGUACCUUCGAAUUCUUUCAUAACCACGCAUUUGAUGGUUUCUCCAACAGGUUUCUCUGAAAUAAAUAAGAACCCAACAUCUCCAGGGUACAAAUCAUUUCUAAGAAGACCAACUAAGCAAAUUCCAGCUGGUUACCUGAAUUGGGAAGAACCAUACUCUAAAGACAGCAACAAGUCUCUGGUGUUAUAUAGAACAUAUCUGACCACACAGGUUCCAUGGCAAGCCAAAAAUAAAUCACCUAGAGCUACGUCUCUAAACACUCUUUUGGAUAUUGACAGGACAACCGUGGAGUCUCGACUUAUUGAACCUGUCCCUUUUUCUAGAAUCCAUUUGUCUGGUCCAACUUAUAAGCCAACAGCAGUGAGCUUUCUACAGAAACUGGUCUCCUUCUCAGAAUAUACAAAGCCUAAAAAGGCAUUGUCAAUGCUAACAGUUUCUGCAUUCACUGAGAACAUGCCAAGUACAAGACUUCUGGAAACUAGCCCUAACAGAACUCUAAAAACCCAUGGUACUGAACAGAUAGCAAAAGGUUUUAGGGAUGUGCCACCAACCAGCAUCCCAUCAACACCACUCAGGGCUCACAGAAUUGACACAGUCUCUUCUGAGACUACCGCAAGAGCAGUGACCUUGUCGAAACCUUUAAUAUCUGCCAUCGUCUCCAGCUUUACAGCAAAACAGGUGGCUGAUCGUCUGUCAAGUAACAAGACACCAAUCCUGUUGGACAGAAAGUCUUUAACCUCUCAAAAUGGUAUAGUUUCCAAUUUUGUAACUACAUCAGGUCCUGAAAGACGUAUCCAAAAACCAUACACCCUAAUGCACUUGAUGGAAUCUGAAAACCCUUUCAGUAAUAACUUCACUUAUCAAGCAAAACCCUUUUCAGACAUUGCUUCAACUUCAUCGCAGACACCUAUGGAGACAAGGUCUUCCUUCAUGUCGAAGUUCUUGGGUUCAACUUUUAGCAAGAGGUCCUCUGAUAUGUCUUUUUCUCUCACACCUUCAUUACUACUUCAUAAUAUGAUGCAAAUGACUAAAGAUGAUGUGGAGAAGUCAGAUUAUUUGACAUCUUCAGUCAGAAGAAUGCCAUCUACACCUGGAAUAUUCUCCAAAAAUGCUUUAUUUGUCUCAGCUCAAAGAAAGGCAUCAAAAGACACAUUUGUUGAUGAAACUACAUCUAUUGUAUCAUCAAAACAGACAUCUGUGCCUGGUACUGGUGCCCAGGGCCUGAACUUUACACCCGUAAGACCGAAUGGCAACUCUGCUGGGACAGAGAGGUCAAUGAAUAAUGAGUUCUAUACCACUUUGGCGUUAAAGGCUAGCUCAGAAGCAAGUAAAUCAAAUCCAGCAGUGUCUAGAGGUUUUAGCUACAUAAAACAUCCACUGCAUCAGGUACUUAUAAUUAAAAAUGGACAGUCCUUUUCUUCAACAAGCAAUACAACACUAUCCUUGCAUAUGGUAUUAAACACAUCAUCAAAUGAAUCAGUGUUACCGGCUAGAUUUCCAGCAUCAGGGAUAAACCUUUUGUCAGGCAGAACAGCAGCUGUGUCUACACCCACUAUGAGUAUGUUAGCUGUUCACACAUCAGGAAGAGAAAGUGCUUUACCUCCAGGCAUAAUGGAAUUGUCACCAGCGUCAUUACCAACAGAAUUAUCAGCAUCCACACCUUCAGCAUUAUCACAAGCGUCAUUGUCAUCAGCAUCAUCACUAUUAGAAUUAUCUGCAGCAUCACCUGCAGAAUUAUCACCAGCACCCCCAUCAUCAGAAUUAUCGUUAGAAUUAUUAGCAUCACUGUCAGAAUUGUCACCAGUAUCAUUGUCAACAAAUUUAUCAACAGCUUCAUUAUUAUCAGAAUUAUCACCAGCAACAUCACCAGCAGCAUUACUAACAGCAUCACCAUCUGACUUAUCACCAGCAUUAUCACCAUCAGAAAUAACACCAGCAUCCUCAUUAUUAUCAGUGGCAUCACCAUCAGUUUCAUCAUCACCACCACCAUCAGAAUUAUCAACUGCAUCAUCACUAUCAGUUUCAUCAACAGCAUCACCAUCAGAAUUAUCACCAGUAUUAUCACCGUCAUUAUCAUCAGUGGCAUCACCAUCAGAAUUAUCACCAGUAUCAUCACAGUCAGAAUUAUCACCAGCAUCACCAUCAGAAUUAUCACCAGUAUCAUCACAGUCAGAAUUAUCACCAGUAUCACCAUCAGAAUUAUCACCAGUAUCAUCACAGUCAGAAUUAUCACCAGUAUCACCAUCAGAAUUAUCACCGGUUUCAUCACCGCCAGAAUUAUCACCGAUAUCACAGUCAGAAUUAUCACCGAUAUCAUCACAGUCAGAAUUAUCACCGGUUUCAUCACCGUCAGAAUUAUCACCGAUAUCAUCACAGUCAGAAUUAUCACCGGUUUCAUCACCGUCAGAAUUAUCACCGGUUUCAUCACCGUCAGAAUUAUCACCGAUAUCAUCACAGUCAGAAUUAUCACCGGUUUCAUCACCGUCAGAAUUAUCACCAGUAUCACCAUCAGAAUUAUCACCGGUUUCAUCACCGUCAGAAUUAUCACCAGUAUCAUCACAGUCAGAAUUAUCACCGGUUUCAUCACCGUCAGAAUUAUCACCAGUAUCAUCACCGUCAGAAUUAUCACCGGUUUCAUCACCGUCAGAAUUAUCACCAGUAUCAUCACCGUCAAAAUUAUCAACAGUAUCACAGUCAGAAUUAUCACCAGUAUCAUCACAGUCAGAAUUAUCACCAGUAUCACCAUCAGAAUUAUCACCAGUAUCUUCACCGUCAGAAUUAUCACCAGUAUCUUCACCGUCAGAAUUAUCACCAGUAUCAUCACAGUCAGAAUUAUCACCAGUAUCAUCACAGUCAGAAUUAUCACCAGUAUCUUCACCGUCAGAAUUAUCACCAGUAUCAUCACAGUCAGAAUUAUCACCAGUAUCUUCACCGUCAGAAUUAUCACCAGUAUCAUCACAGUCAGAAUUAUCACCAGUAUCAUCACAGUCAGAAUUAUCACCGGUAUCAUCACUGUCAGAUUUAUUAGCAGCAUCACCAUCAGAUUUAUCACCAGUAUCAUCGCCACAAGAAGUGUCACCAUCAGAAAUAUCACUAUCAGAAAUAUCAUUAGAACUAUCAUCACCACCACCAGGAGCAUUAUCUCGAACACCAUCACCACCAGAAUUAUCACCAACAUCACCACACGAAGUAUCUACAUCACCAUCAGAAAUAUCACCGGCAUCAUCACCAUCAGAGUUAUCACCAGUAUCAUCACUAUCAUUAUUAUCUUUGGCAACACCAUCAGAAUUAUCACCAGUAUCAUCGCCAGAUUUAUCGACAGCAUCAUCACCAUCAGAAUUAUCAACAGUAUCAUCACCAUCAGAAUUAUCACCGGUAUCAUCACCAUCAGAAUUAUCACCAGUAUCAUCACCAUCAGAGUUAAGACCAGUAUCAUCACCAUCAGAGUUAAGACCAGUAUCAUCACCAUCAGAAUUAUCACCAGUAUCAUCACCAUCAGAAUUAUCACCAGUAUCAUCACCAUCAGAAUUAUCACCAGUAUCAUCACCGUCGGAAUUAUCACCAGUAUCAUCACCAUCAGAUUUAUUAACAGCAUCACCAUCAGAGUUAUCACCAGUAUCAUCACCAUCAUUAUUAUCUUUGGCAACACCACCAGAAUUAUCACCAGUAUCAUCACCAGUUUUAUCAACAGCAUCAUCACCAUCAGAAUUAUCACCCGUGUCAUCACCAUCAGAAUUAUCACCUGUGUCACCAUCAGAAUUAUCACAAGUAUCAUCAUCAGAUUUAUCAACAGCAUCAUCACCAUCAGAAUUAUCACCAGUAUCACUGUCACAAUUAUCAGCAGUAUCAUUAUCACUAUCAUUAUUAUUUUUGACAUCACCAUCAGAUUCAUCAACAGCAUCAUCACCGUCAGAAUUAUCAUUAGUAUCAUCGCCACAAGAAGUGCCAACAUCAUCACAAUCAGAAAUAUCACCAUUAGAAUUUUCACCACCACCACCAGAAUUAUCACCUACAUCAUCAGCAGAAUUAUCACCAGCAUCAUCAGCAGCAGCAGCAUCACAGACACCAUCACUACCAGAAGUAUCACCAUCAUCAGAGUCAGAAUUAUUGCCAUCCGACAUAUCACCAUUAGAAUUAUCACCACCACCACCAGAAUUUUCACCACCACCAGCAUUAUCACUAGCAUCGUCAUCAUCAGAAAUAUCAACAUUGGAAUUAUCACCUUCAGAAUCAUCACCAUCAAAAUUAACACCAGGAUUAUCACCAACACCAUCACCACCAGAAUUAUCUCAAUCAUCAUCACCACCACAUUUAUCGCCAUCAUCACAAUCCAAAUUAUCACAAUUACCUUCAGAAUUAUCACCCACAUCAUCAGCAUCGCAAUCAUCACCAGCUUCUUUACCAUCAGGAGUAUCACCAUCAUCGCCACCAUCAGAAUUAUCACCACCAUCAGAAUUAACACCACCAUCAGAAUUAUCACCAUCAUCACCACCAUCAGAAUUAUCACCAGCAACCUCAUCAAUACUGUCUUAUUAUGAUUCUGUGUUAACAAAACAACUGAAACCAUUGAUUUCGUCUGUAUCACCAUCAAAAAUUAUACUUACUUCAUCUCCCUCAUUAUCACCAUCAGCAUUCUCACCAUUAACAUCACCAGCAACAUCAUAUUAUGAUUUUUUGUUAACAAAGCAAUUUAGAUCUCCAUCACCAUCAAAAAUGUCUUCAUUGUCCUCAGCUUUAUCUCCAUUCGUAGUAUCUUCAUCACCAUCAUCAGCAUCUUAUGAUUUUACAUUAACAAAAUAUUCAUCAUUAUCAUUACCAUCAGUAAUAACAUCUGAAUCUGAAUCUUUAUCAUUCUCAUUAAAAUCAUCAUUAAUGUCGUCUACAUCAUCUGAACCACUGUCAUAUCAACAAACAACAAUAUCAACAAACAAACAACCAUUCAUAUCCGUGUCACCAUCAAAAUCAUUCUCCUCGCCAUCAAAGCCUUCACUGUUGUUCUCUCAGAUCUCUGCACUAAUCCCGUCACACCUUUCACAGGAAGUGAGUGAACCUCAUCUUGUCGUUACAGAGAAGUCUACGCUGGACCAGAGGAUGUCCGGGGUUCCGUCCUCUGUCCUUACAUCUCGAGAGACCAGGCUUCAAGCAAAAGGAAAUGACUCUGGUUUACCUCCAUUCCAAAUGAUAAGUCCUACAUUACCCAACAAAAAUGUAAACACCUCAGUCCAUUCAGAACCACUUACCCAGGAACUACCACCUAGCAAUUUCCCUCAACUCACCACCAUUACCACCACAACUGCCUCCACAACGACUGCCACACCCACACAACCAACCAGCACAACUCAGUUAACCAGCACCACAGAAACGAGCACUUCUGCAACAACCACAACUACGGCAAAGCCUCCCAGAACUAUAGCACCUACUGUGCCCCCUAAAUUGCCCCCCACCACCCAGCGUAUCAGGACCAGUCCACCCAGAACCACCACCACCACCACUCAAAGUUCUCCACUCAGCUGCAACAUAACCAACAAGAUGUGGGUUAAAACAGUUCUGUCCGUCCACAUCCGGAGGAACCGACUGGACAAUAUUUUGAAACAGAACCUUCCGAAAGGCCUGACUUUGGCACUGACGAAGGCUCUGAAUGACAGUGGUGUCCGUGCACAGAUUGAAAGUCUGUCCACGGUGCCCAAUGUGACCGUGGGUUAUUACGUAACCCGUGGCGAUAUGGUCUACACCACGUCCGUCGUAGUGGAAGCUCUGGGCUCCUACGGCAUGGACAGGCUGAUGGCGGAUAUCCGGCAGUUUGUGCCCAUGGUGCAGGCGGUGCCAGUCCCAGCAGCCCCCUGGAGGCCUACUCCUGCUAUUUCACUCAUGCUGAAGACAGUUUUGAGAUUUGUAGGACCGGGAGAUGAUCUGAGGUCCUGCAGGUUUGCUCAGCUGAUGGAGGAGAGACUGGAGAACGCUUUUGCUGAAGCUGAGACCAAAGUUCUGAACUCCUACAGCACACUCAGCGUGCAGAUCCUGAGCGUAUCUCAGUCGGCCGGUUCUCCAGCAGUGUCUCUGAUAUACGUGGUGCGCAACAGAACCGAGACCCUAAACGGUACCGUUGCCAGUAACCUGCUGAGCCGCCUGACCGCUGAGCUUGUGGGCUACUUCCUGUUUUACCCUCCGCUCAUCACUGCAGAGCCUUUGGAGUACCACAACCUCAACACCUCGGCAUCUACCAAGGAUUUCUGGGUAAUCACGGUGAUUCAGGACGUGGAGAACUCGUCUCUGGAGGGUCAGUACCAGAGCUUCGCCAGUCUGAUGGAGCUGCGCUUGGCAGAGCUCUUUGUGGUAGCACGUCAGCAGGGUGCCCGCUUUAAACGUGCCACCACAGUGGGCAGUUACACUGUUCAGAUGGUUGGCAUGAGGCGAGUGGUAGGCCCAAAAAACCCAGCUGAACUCACCUACUAUGUGCAGUUGAAUGGAAUACCACUCCCUGGUACAACUGCAGCUAAAGUCCUGAACACUGUGGACUCUCAGACCAUGGCUCUGACACUGGGAUAUUUUGUCCAGCUCCAGGCCGAAGCUGUGGUGAAGGGCCCUUCCAACAAUCUCUGGAUCAUCGCCUCUGUUUUGGCUCCUAUCGGCAUUGUCACCAUCAUCAUCAUCAUCAUCACUGCCGUUCUUUGUCACAAAAACAAGAACGACUUUAAAACUGACGGAAUUGGCAACCUGAAUCCACGGGUUAAGACGACUUACCGGAGAGACAUGAGUUAUUAUCACCAGCCUGUUCAGGGUUUCGACUAUGCCAAGCAGCAUUUGGGUCAGCUGGGCACCGAUGAGGACAGCGCACCCCUUCCUCAGGCACCGCUGCCGAUCCGGGACGCCUCUCUCUCCAUGGAGAAGGUCAUCCGCCUGGACGGAACCAACUCCAAAAAGACGCUCAGUGGUGAAAUCCGGAAAAGCAGGUUGCCAAGCGAGGACGGUUCUGCGGUCAGCGUCGAAUCGGCGAGGCCCGUCUCAGUACGAGGCUCCACAGCCAAGAAAAUCACGACACAGCAAAAUCUCAUGAAGGAGGAAAGUAAGAAGAGGACCGAUCCGUAUGACACCUCGUCAGGAUCUCUUCAGCUCAUCUCUGUAAAACCGAUAGCAGCACCGCCGGCGUACUCGCAACCAGCGUCUUCCGACCGCAGUCAAGAUUCAGCCGUCCUGAACGGCGAGGUGAAUCUGGCUCUGAAGCAGAAGUCAGACAUCGAGCAUUACAGGAACAAGCUGAGGCUGAAAGCCAAGAGGAAAGGAUACUACGACUUCCCGUCAGCCGAGGGCAAAACCAGCUCCAAGGCUUCGAGACACGCAAGCGAAAAAGCCGAACGCAUCCCGGCUACCCGACCCCCCAGCAGAACGCCAGAGUACGACGACGACCGGAGCUCCACGUACGUCAAAUCUCGCAGGAGACACUCUGAGGUAAAAUAUCCCGAGUAUCGGAGCAGACAAUCUUUAAACAGCCCGAGUCCUGGGGGAACCGAGAUGGACCUGCUGGUGAUGAGAGAACGUCCCCGGAAAGGCAUCCGCAACAGCGGCUACGACACGGAGCCUGAACUCAUCGAGGAGACCGAUGUGGAUGGUUUGGCUGCUCGCCGUCAUUACGGCUAUGGGCGGCAGGUCAAAGGUCACUCGGAGACGUCCACACUGAGCUCACAGCCCUCUAUAGAUGAAGUGCGUCAGCAGAUGCAUUUGCUGUUAGAAGAAGCCUUCAGCCUGGCUUCUGUAGGUCAUACCUCAUCCAGCAGAAGGCACCACUACAACCAGCAGCACCAGGCGAUUAGCCCUUACAGCCCCGGGCCUUCUAUUCCCUACACCGAGGGGCCAACUAGUGCACCUGACACCAUGAACCACGUCCAAGGUGGACUGCAGUGGGUACCAGCCUAUGGCCAUGACCUCUAUCAGUGCAGCCUGGGCAAGCCGACCUUCAGGUUUACUCAGCUGCCAGAGAUGGUCACGGACUCUCCUCCUCCUGUCCCUCCUAGAACAGGCCCAGCGCCCAGGAGCUCACUGCGGAGGUCUUCCUCGGAUCUCGGCCCAAAAGCUCACAGCUCUGAAUCAUCGCUGCCAGACAUGCCGAGUCAGCAGGGCAGCAGAGGGCCACUCCCACCUGUCACCACCGAGCCUGUACCCAACCACUCAGGAAACCCGAUGACUGCUGUGUACGCCAUCCCAGCCAGCAGGCCAGGCUACCCCGGCUACUUCAUCUCCACUCCUCCUUCGUCCUAUCACAGUCCCUCGUGGAUGUCGUAUCCCCCAGAGCCCGAGGACGUGUCCCAAUCGUGGACCGAUUCCGUUCCGUUGCCAGGAUACGCAGAAGCUUUUCCGAACCCGCGUUACCCUCGAGGAAGUCCUUUCCCGUGGAACCCCAGCCAGGCGGUGUCUCCUCCUCAGGUGGAACCCGAUCAGCCGUUCUCUCUGUCUGCCGAACCCGUGGACGUGAUCACCCCCAUCACGCUCUCCACCUCGGCUCUGGUCCAGGCUAUCCGCGACGAGGUCGCCAAGCUGGCCAAAAAGCAAGCGGACAUGUUUGAGUUCCAGGUCUAGAGCUCCCCCUGCAGAACUGGAACACAAACUGCACUCUGGAGCUCUGGAGCUCUGGAGCUCUCUUCCUGCUGACUUUUGGUUACAGUCACGCUCCUGAAUUUUACUGGAAACUUCCAUUCCUUAAAGGAACUUAAAGGUGUAUGUGUUUUAUGAAAAGCCUGCGUGUUUAUACAGCUUUGUCUCUUUUCCUACACCGGCGUUAUAUUUUAGCAUCAAGUAAAGCUUUUGGAUAAAAGAUAAAAGAUAUCAAAUCCAUCGCUACUUUCAUAUUUAACUCUAACUGCAGACAAACAGGAAUGAUGAAUGACGACGGUUAUGAAAAAAUCUUGAACAUUAAAGUUUUUUUGUUUGUUUGUUCGUUUCCACCAUGCACAACUCCAUCCAUAACUGCGUACUCGGGUGUGAUACAUGUAGGGAAUAAACUACCGGCAUGGUGUGAUGAAGCGGAGUUACUGUUAUCCAGUUAAUUAUUUGGUUUUUUUUUUGUUUGUUUUUUUUAUUCCUCACUGUGAUUUGCCAACAAUUUUACAAUUUCCGUUCUGGAAUGUCGGAGAAACGAGUGAGUUCCUGUUCUCACUUAUACGUUAUAGCAGCUAUAAACACUCAUUCCCUCACCAUCCCUCUCUUUAUUCCCUCUCUUAAAGUUAAUAAGACAAAAAACCCCACACAUACAGCAUCGUCACCUUACCGAAAAAGCGUAAACGGCUUUACUUUUGACUCCGAGUCUCCAAGCACCGACACUGGAGACUCCUUCCAUGAAUGUUAAAUGAAUGUCUCCGUUCAGAAAACAUCACCGUAUGAACAGCGUCCGCCGUACGAGUCUCCGUGAGUGAGCUGUUACUAUAGAAACGGUGACGUAUUAGAACGAGCGCGUUAUAUUAAUAUAAACCUGCGCUACUCUCAAAGCUGCUGUUAGAGAAAAUUAAUCAACACCUUCUGACCAAUCACCAUCCAGAAUUCAGCAGCGCUGGGAUGUAUUUGUGUUUAUGCAUAUAAUAUUGUGACAUGCUCUUUAUAGCUGAUUAUUAUGAAUGACAACAACAAUAAUAAUAAUAAUAAUAAGCGAGCAAUAUGUAAAUUUACAGUGGACUAUUAAACUAUAGGUUAGGAAGUGGAAACAAAGAAUAAACAAAUAAUUAAAGGAGAGAAAAGUGAGAGAGAAAUAUUAUUAUUAUUAUUAUUAUUAUUAUUAUUAUUAUCAUCAUCUUUUAAUAUGAGCACUUGGCCAGUGAUUAUUCUGUUAAAGAAAAAAAAAAAACUAACUAAAAAAGCACCAUUUUACAGAAUAAUUAGCGGUAAUGGUGUAAUAAUUGCUGCUCCUUUUUACAUUUUUAUUUUCUAUGCUUUUCUGACACCUUUAUUUUUUUUUUUCUCACAAUUUCUGUAUUUGGAAACAGGAACUCAAUCAUAAACGGUGUGUAAUAAUAUUUUUUUCUUAUCCACCUCUUAAAAAAAAACAAAAAAAAAAAACCUACGAGACGGUUGUCCUCUUCUCAUUUUAUUUUCUUUCAUUGAUCCAUUAAUGUGGAUUUAUCCUUAUGUUCAUUUUUCUUUAUCUUUGAAGAGCUUCAGCGCCAAAACCAAAACAUGUUAUUGGAAGUAACUUUAAAUAUUGUACCCGACUGAAACCGGGACGUUUUUCUUUGCAUUAAAAAAAAAAAAAAAAAGGACUUAAAUUACAGUCGAAUAAACACGGGACGGAACAUUCAUGCUGUUUCCAUGGGAAGAAGAAAUAAAAUUGUGGAUGGAAUUGUG